Molecule: messenger RNA, 2155 nt
Organism: Daucus carota subsp. sativus
Lineage: Eukaryota; Viridiplantae; Streptophyta; Magnoliopsida; Apiales; Apiaceae
Product: rust resistance kinase Lr10
Exons: 2
Coding region: 222-2012 (596 amino acids)
Biological process (GO): protein phosphorylation
Molecular function (GO): protein kinase activity; ATP binding; polysaccharide binding
Source: RefSeq, a predicted model, not a curated record
GUGCGUUUAUCGUAUUUUUACUCAUCAGCCUUGCUAGUUAAGCUUCUUUGCAUACUGAAUAAGCUGAGAAGAUUCGAUAAGUACUUAUUUUUCUUCUGUAGUGUUGUAGUUUUUCUUCCUAUUGUAAGUGAUAAAUUAUUACAAGUUUCCCCGAAUAAAUAUCCAAAUCCAAUCAUCAUUCUUCUUCAGUCUUCACAUACAAAUUUUGAAUCAGCUAAAUUAUGGUCAAGUCCCCAGUAGUUAUUUUUCUUUCUUGCUUUCUACUAGCGUGGUUUUCAGUAGGAUUUGUAGCUGCAGAUUCAAAUACAGAUGAAUGCAGGGCCGCAAGAUGCUUCCCUUAUGACCCCGAAAUUCGGUUCCCUUUCUGGCUCAAACAUAAGCAGCCGAAGCACUGUGGCCUUCCCGGUUUCCAAAUUUUCUGCCACAGGGGAAAAACUGAGAUAAACAUCCAGUACCUCGCAAACACGAGCCUCCACGGAACCCAACUCCUCCUUUCUAUCAAAGCAGAAGUCGAUAAGAUCAAUUACACAUCGCGAGAAAUAGAGCUGGAUUUGGCCUAUGAGAGUGAAACCAGCAGUCUGAAACUGGUUCCCAUGUCGAAUUCUUUUUUCUCAUCCACUAUAUAUCCUUCUCCGUUCAGAUUAAUAUCACCUCCGAAAAAUGUAACAUUCGUCAGUUGCUCCUCAGAACUUAAAGGAGGCUAUUUUGGAUCAACUAAAAGGCUGACUUCUCUAAGCGGAGAAGAUUUCCCAGUUUACACAUUCACAAAAGGCGAAACCAUUAGUGUCUCACCGAUAAUCUCCUGUGUUAAGAUUUUUGAUUCUUACGGCAUUUUGCAGUCUUACCAGACCUUCAACUGGUCCAUUCCCCCACAACAACCUACAGGAGGUCAGGAAUCGAUUAAGCCUAUAGCAGGUAUAAUUUCAGGUUCUGUUCUAAUAGCGGUUCUAUUUGUGGGAUUAUCGUUUUAUACAGUCAAAUCAUUUAAACAAAAAAAAUAUGAUCAACUGAAAAUUGAAAUGUUUCUGGCGGAUUACAAAGCCAUGAUACCGACAAGAUACACUUUUGCUGAUAUCAAGAAAAUCACUAGUCAGUUCAGGUAUAAAUUAGGUCAAGGAGGUUAUGGAUCCGUGUACAAAGGUAAAAUCACCAAUGAAAUUACGGUUGCAGUGAAGGUCUUGCAUAGCGAUCCCAAAGCUAAUGGGGAAGACUUUAUUAACGAAGUGGGUACUAUAGGACGAAUCCAUCAUGUUAAUGUGGUUCGCAUGGUUGGGUAUUGCGCUGAUGGGUGCAAUCGAGCUCUGGUAUAUGAGUUCCAGCCUAAUGACUCCCUAGCAAAGUUCACAUAUUCUGGUAAAAAUCAUGGGAAAAAAUUUCUCGGUUGGGAAAAGAUGCAAGAAAUUGCUUUAGGCAUUGCUAAAGGAAUUGAAUAUCUUCAUGAUGGGUGCGCUCAACAGAUUCUCCAUUUUGAUAUCAAACCUCAUAAUAUCUUGUUGGACAAAAAUUUCAGUCCCAAAGUUUCAGAUUUUGGUUUGGCCAAGCUGUGCUCGAAAGACCAGAGUGCUGUGUCAAUGACUGUGGCCAGGGGAACCAUUGGGUACAUUGCGCCUGAAGUAUAUUCUAGGAAUUUUGGAAAGGUGUCGGCCAAAUCAGAUGUCUAUAGUUUUGGAAUGUUGUUACUUGAAAUGGUAGGGGCACGGGAAAAUGGGGAAAUUGAUACGAAUGAAAACACAAGUGAAACAUACUUUCCAGAAUGGAUUUAUCACCGUUUGGAGGAAGGUGGGGAAAUAGCAAUUCAAAUAGACAACGAAGAAGAUUUAUACAUUGCAAAAAAAUUGACGAUUGUGGGACUAAGGUGCAUAGCGUGGCAUCCAGUGGACAGACCUGUCAUGAAACAAGUUGUUCAAAUGCUGGAAAGAGCAGAGUAUCCAGCAAUGCCACCUAAUCCUUUCGGAUCACUAAAUGCAAGACCAUUCACUAACCAUCUGGAAGCUAUUUCUGAAUCUGAUUAACUAACAAGAUAAGUAAUGUAAGUAUGUAGCUUUGAAAUAUCUUCACAUUGUUCUAUCAUAGUUUACAUUUUACAUAUUUUGCUUAGACUCAUUAUCAGAAAUGUAAUCUCGUUGUAACAUGCUAAAUUAUAGUUUAAUUGCUU